UAAUCGAUUUGUGAAAUCACAACUCAAAACUAUUUAAGUAGCAACGUACCCCUCACUGUUGUUUACAUUUAGCUUUCUGCAAUUUUAUAAACGGGAAUCAUAAAGAAAUUAAUAAAAGUAUGUGCCCUUCUGUAUCGAAAUCAGUAUCACAACUUUCAGCUCUUACAUUUAUUGCUAAAUCAUGGCAUAAUGAUGCUUGUUCGCAGAAUGGUUUACCUCUGACACCGAAUUCUAUUUCAAUUCUCGGAAAGUUUCAAUUUCUCAAAACAAUAGAACAUGAAAAUCUCACAAAAUACAUUGAUGUCCAACGAGGAAAGCAUGAGCGAACGAUUGUCGUUUCCGAAUAUUAUGGAUCACCAUUGACGGAAGUCUUUCUUAAAAUCCCUUCAGAUGAAAGGCUUGAAACAAUUUUGAAAAUAUUUUUCCAUUGUGCAAAUGGAUUGUGUCAUCUUCAUCAAAAAGAUAUCGUACAUCAUAAUCUAGAACCAUCGAAUGUUCUUUUGGAUGAGAAUUUCAAUGUGAAGAUGUUUAAUUAUGGAUUAUUUUACAUGACUCGUGAUAAUGAUGACGAAUAUGUUUCAUUUCCUGUUGGAAACAUUCGAUAUUUGUCUCCAGAGAGAAUGCUUGGUAAUCAUGGUAAUCCCAAGAGUGACAUUUGGAGUCUUGCUUUGAUUGUCAUUGAGUUAUUGUUUGAAAUUUCUCUUUGGGUCAAUAUGAAGUUCAGUCAAAUUGUAAGGAAAAUUCUGAGCUAUUGCACUGCUGGAGGAUCAGUUUUAGAAAAGCUAGCUAGAGAACAUAAUGUGCUGGUCAAAUAUAACAAUUUAGACAUUGAACUCAGAAAUUUUUUAGAAUCAUGUUUGGCGAUUCAAUCCAAAGAUCGACCAUCAGCAGAAGAAAUCAUUAGCAAAGAAACAUUCCUCAAAUUCUAUGAUGCAAUUCAAUAUAAAGAGAUGAAAAAGUCAAUAGUGGAAAUGUUGCCAAUCGAAAGACUUGAAUUAACGCAAGUUUAUUAUUUGUGGCAAUUAACAGGCGGCGAUGUUCAAGCAGAAUUAAAGAAAGAAGGCUUGAUUCGUAGUGAAGCUCCAAUUCUGACUGUUCCCAGACUUUUCAUGCUUCAAAAUGGAAAAUCUCAUCCAAUUCAUAAAAGCCAAAGUUCUUUGUUUGAUCAUCGAAUCGUGACUCUCAACACAAACAAUUUAACCGAACGACUUCUUCUGGUCCCAAAACGAGCAUUUUAUCCAUUGCUUCAUUGUCCACGAUUACCGAACAACUUUGGUAUUGAAAUGCAAUCACUACCUUUAGUGAUUCGUGAAAGAAACAUUGAAUAUCAAUUUUAUCGGAUUGUUUUGUUUGCUCGACUGCUUAAGGCGUACCCAUUCACACAUGAUUUGAUUGUUGAACAGGCGAAAAUAGAUAUUCCACCAUUAUUGCGUGGGCGUAUUUGGGCAUGUUUAUUGAACGUUCUACCAAAUGGAAAAUACGAAAGAAUUGAUAAAGUCACGCCAAAUCCAACAGACCGUCAAAUUGAAGUUGACAUUCCGCGAUGUCAUCAAUAUGACGAUUUCUUAUCAUCACCGACAGGCCACCAAAAAUUGAAAAGAUUAUUAAAAGCGUGGGUGACAGCUCAUCCUCAAUAUGUUUAUUGGCAAGGGCUCGACUCAUUAACAGCGCCAUUUCUCAUUACAAAUUUUAAUGACGAGGAACGAGCGUUCUUGUCACUGUACAACUUCAUUCCAAAGUAUUUGCAUAACUUCUUCCUGAAAGAUAAUUCGAUGGUCAUCAAAGAAUACCUCACGAAAUUCUCCCAACUUGUCAUGUUUCACGAACCGAAAUUAGCGAAACAUUUGAACUCAAUCAACUUUAUUCCGGAACUUUUUGCUAUUCCAUGGGUUUUGACGAUGUUUUCGCAUGUUUUUCCACUUCACAAGAUUCUUCAUCUUUGGGAUAAAUUAAUACUUGGUGAUUCGUCUUAUCCUUUGUUUAUUGGAAUUGCAAUUUUAAAGCAAUUGAAAGGAACGUUAUUGGAAUCAGGUUUCAACGAAUGUAUCUUAUUGUUCUCCGAUCUACCUGACAUCGUUAUGGAGACUUGCGUUACUGAUUCCCAAAAGAUGUAUGAAAAAACACCAAAAAGUGUUUGUCAUCGGAAGCAUGUCUUAAGAACUGAAGAACCUGAAGUUUUUGAUAUCAACAGCGUUGAAUUGAGUGACAUUCAAAGAGAAAUUUCAUCACGGAUAAGUGCCAAUGAUCUUGUGCAUUUAUUAAAAAAUAAACCAAACGAUGUCAUUGUUUUUGAUCUUCGUCCUCAAAAUGAGUUUAAGCGAUGGCAUAUUGACGGUUCAUUAAAUUUGCCAUUCACAAAUCUCAUGUUGAGUGAUCGUCGACUUGAAGCUUUGACUAUCGAGAGAAACAAUUUAAACAACAAAGUUGUUGUCGUCAUAAGUGUUUCUCAUGAAAAUGCUUGUUUAUUCGCAGAGUUCCUUGUGGAUUGUGAUGUUCAAAUGGUAUGCAUAUUGCACAAUUCAAUAAAUACGCUUCGUUCUAUUGUUCCAAGUAUUCUAGUUGGAACCUAAAUUGCAUUUGACUGUAAAUAAUGAAAAUUUAUUUUAUAAAUGUAUGAAAGUUAUCAAUUAUCUUAUAAUAAAAUAAAUAAUUAUGA
Clunio marinus is the source of this 2656-nucleotide messenger RNA. The record is from the annotation of a GenBank genome assembly. Lineage: Eukaryota; Metazoa; Arthropoda; Insecta; Diptera; Chironomidae.